Populus nigra (black poplar) is the source of this 1899-nucleotide messenger RNA. RefSeq names its product D-glycerate 3-kinase, chloroplastic. NCBI's taxonomy places the organism in Eukaryota, Viridiplantae, Streptophyta, Magnoliopsida, Malpighiales, Salicaceae. The coding region runs from base 549 to 1700 and encodes 383 amino acids. The transcript is spliced from 12 exons. Gene Ontology annotation, biological process: photorespiration. The record is from RefSeq and is a predicted model, not a curated record. Gene Ontology annotation, cellular component: cytoplasm.
GGAAAACCCGAGCACUGAACACCGUGAACGCCAUGACAACACAUACAGGAUUAGUUCCGAGCACUAAACACCGUGCACACCAUGACAAAACUUACAGGAUUAGAAAUAAAUGAUAAAAUAAAGGAUGCAUGGGUUUUGUAACGGUGCUCCUAAAAAUUAAAAGAUUGACUACGUUAUCUGAGCCGCAGCUUUUUAGAGAGAGAGAAUGGCGGUUUUCAAUAUUUUAUCAACUUCCGCCGGCGCCGGCGCUACCUUCUCAUUUCUUUCCUCCUCUUCUUCUUUUUUAAUUCUAAUAAUUAUUUUAACAAUUAUUGUUAUUGUUGUUAUUAUUAUUAUUCUAAUAAUUAUUACAGUAAUAAAAAAUUCCCAACCCCUCGUGUUUAUCACUUCUCUCUUGUCUCUUCUCAAACCAAAUCAAAAUCAUCUUCAAAGAGAGAGCUCUCUGAAAUGGAUACCCAUUUCUUCUCCAAGUCAGAUUGUAGAGCUGUUUGGACAGAUGGGGUUUCUUUCUUGGUUGACGUUUUGCAUGAAGAAUAUCAUAAAAUGCGAUGAUCUUUCUAAUGCUGUGUGCAGGCAGUGGAUAUUCCUGGAUUCAAGGCAGUUCCGUGCAUCAGAACUCAACUUCCAGCAAUAAAAGGAUGCAGGGUCCAUUGUGUUCGGUGUUUCCCUCAACACCUGCACAAGUCUCUUCUGUGGAGGACCUUUACGAAUUUAUUUGCUCGGGUCCUCUUAUAAGCAAGUUGGGUUUGACCUCAGAAAGGAUUGCUGACUCCAUCGACAAGUGGUUAUCACAUGGCUCGCGCUUGUGCCGAUUGUUUCAGCUUAAUGAAUUGUACCUUACUGCUCCUCAGAAAGCAAGGUUUUAUCACUAUUAUAUACCGGUCUUUGUAUGGUGUGAAGAUAAGAUUUCCAAGCACGUGUCCCAGUUCAAAGACUCGGAACAUAUACCUCCUUUAGUGAUUGGUUUUAGUGCUCCACAAGGUUGUGGAAAGACCACACUUGUCUUUGCUCUUAGUUAUCUCUUCCAGACAACUGGCAGGAAGUCCGCAACAUUAUCCAUAGAUGAUUUUUAUUUAACGGCAGAGGGUCAGGCCAAUCUAAGAGAAGCCAAUCCAGGAAAUGCGCUUCUAGAGUUUCGAGGAAAUGCUGGGAGUCAUGAUCUUCCAUUCUCAAUUGAAACGCUGUCUGCUUUAAGCAAACUGAAGAAAGCAGGUAUGAACAUGAAGCUGCCUCGAUAUGAUAAAUCUGCAUACAGUGGAAGAGGUGACAGAGCUGAUCCUUCAACAUGGCCAGAGGUUGAAGAACCAUUAACAGUGGUUCUAUUUGAAGGUUGGAUGCUUGGUUUUAAACCACUUCCAGUGGAAGUCGUCCAAGCAGUUGAUCCUCAGCUAGAGAUCGUAAAUAAGAAUCUUGAAGCUUAUUAUGAUGCAUGGGACAAGUUCGUUAAGGCAUGGGUAGUCAUCAAGAUUCAGGACCCUAGUUGUGUCUACCAAUGGCGUUUGCAGGCAGAGAUUGCCAUGAGGGAGGCAGGCAACCCUGGGAUGACUGAUGAAGAGGUCAAAGAUUUCGUUUCUCGUUACCUGCCAGCAUACAAGGCUUACCUUCCCACCCUUUAUGCUGAAGGACCCAGGGGUUCACAUCCAGAGAAUCUCCUCCUCAUCGAAAUUGAUGAAGGAAGAAAUCCUAUCCUAGGUAAUUAGAUGACUAUUUCAGAGCGAAGAUUGAUCUGAAGGGCCAAUUUUGAUUUCUUCAAGUGGUGUCAUGCAAUUUUUUGCAUGGGCGUCGGUUUUUGUCUGUAUCAUUAAGGGGAACAUUCAUAUGUAAAUGCAUAAAUGUAAUCUAAUUGUACAAUGUAACAUAACAUGGUUGCUCAAAUGAAUGGAAAAUCUUGUUAAGCCU